AUGGCUCCUCAAACUAUGGCAGAGAAGGCCAAGGCCAAGCUGCAGGCUGUUCUUGAAGACCCUAAUAGAAACGAUGCCACCUCUUACAAGCAAAGAGUAAUGACUACAACGACACCCGCGACCGGCUCUGACUGGACCAAUACUUGGGUACGACGAAGUAGCAACGAUCGUCGAGCUAGUGUUGGUAGUGACGGCUCAAGCGGAUCGCCUGUCCGACGUAGGUCGAGUUUUCAAGAGUGGCUGUAUCCUUCUGCUCGUUAA
This is a messenger RNA of Fusarium pseudograminearum CS3096, 261 nucleotides long. RefSeq lists its product as uncharacterized. Bases 1 to 261 code for a protein of 86 amino acids. The record is from RefSeq and is a predicted model, not a curated record. The transcript is spliced from 2 exons. Lineage: Eukaryota; Fungi; Ascomycota; Sordariomycetes; Hypocreales; Nectriaceae.